UUCUAAUAUCAAGUGACGUCCAGUUGUUUUAUGUCGUUAGAAGAAAACUGACUUAUUAUGGGUUUCAACAACAAAGUGGUCAUAGUGACGGGAGCUAGUUCCGGCAUCGGCGCGGCCGCUGCGGUGCUGUUCGCCAAAGAAGGCGCCCGCGUUGUUAUGGUGGGCAGGAAUGAGAGCAAGCUGAGCAAGGUCGCCGAGCAGUGCGCUCGUGGCGGGCAAACACCGCUUGUCAUCAGAGCAGACGUCAGCAACGAUAACGAUGUUAAAAGGAUCAUCGAUGAAACCAUCAAAAAGUUUGGGAAGAUUGACAUCCUAGUGAACAACGCUGGAAUGGGAAGUUUUGGAUUUAUAUUGAAUGGGAGUAUAUUGAAAGCGUAUGAUGAAGUAAUGGCAGUGAAUAUGCGCUCGAUUGUUCACCUUACCGCUUUAGCUGCACCUCACCUUGUCAAAACUAAAGGCAAUAUUGUGAAUAUAUCCAGUGUAGCAGGAAAAAUGACUUCUUCCGUUCCAGGCUUUCUAGCAUACAGUGUUUCUAAAGCCGCAUUGGACCAUUUCACUCGUGGCGCUGCUCUGGAGUUGGCAGCUUCUGGUGUAAGAGUGAAUGGCAUCAGUCCGGGACCAGUUGUAACAGAUUUUCUAGAAAACGCAGGUAAUAGCUCUGUAUCAUGGGAUAAUUUGAGUUCAUCAGUACCACUUAAGAGAUGUUCGGAAUCUUCAGAAAUUGCAGAAAUGAUUCUUUUCUUAGCAAGUGAUAAAGCAAAGGGAGUCACAGGAUCGGAUUUCGUUACUGACAAUGGAACACUUUUACAUUUUACUGCAUCGCAAUAAAUAACCAUAUGUUUACCUCACAAGUCUAUUUG
Molecule: messenger RNA, 860 nt
Organism: Galleria mellonella (greater wax moth)
Lineage: Eukaryota; Metazoa; Arthropoda; Insecta; Lepidoptera; Pyralidae
Product: 3-oxoacyl-[acyl-carrier-protein] reductase FabG-like
Exons: 1
Coding region: 58-828 (256 amino acids)
Molecular function (GO): oxidoreductase activity
Source: RefSeq, a predicted model, not a curated record